Messenger RNA from Aspergillus wentii DTO 134E9, 1932 nucleotides. RefSeq lists its product as uncharacterized. The transcript is spliced from 13 exons. NCBI's taxonomy places the organism in Eukaryota, Fungi, Ascomycota, Eurotiomycetes, Eurotiales, Aspergillaceae. Gene Ontology annotation, molecular function: iron ion binding; heme binding; monooxygenase activity. The coding region runs from base 215 to 1783 and encodes 522 amino acids. The record is from RefSeq and is a predicted model, not a curated record.
CUCCGACUCGGAUUCGGGGCUCCGAAUUGAAAACACGAAUGAUUCUACGAACAACUGGGUAUCGUAGUAAAUCUGCUCAGUAGAUAGCAGGUAUAUGCCGAACUAAGUCUCGAUGCCUGCAAAGUGCAAUGGUACGAAAACCGCAUAGACGCCUCUUCUCCAUUCUUUCCCUUUUGCGAAGUUUGGUUGUUAAGCCCAGGUACAUGGAGCAGCCAUGAUUUCAGCGUUGUCCUCAAAUCAAUUCGCGGUCAACGUGACCAAUGCCGUGUCCUCCUAUCUUCAUGGCGAGGUCCUAACACCGACAUGGACAUGGGCGACUGCCAUACCUCUUUUGGUUGUCGCGACAUUCAUGUACGACUUUGGGUCGAAAUACUUUCGCGACCGCAAACUUCGCCAUCUUGGUUCGCCAGCUCAGAUCAUUCCAUUCAAAGCCCCUCUUGGCGUCGAUGUCGGUAUUUAUUCCGUGUACAGACUUCUUAAGCACACUUUCUUCGAGCUCAUGUCGAGCUGGAUCGAGGAUGCCCCUGGUCGAACUUGCGAAAUGCGAAUGUUUGCUCAAGGGUUGAUCUUUACCGACGAGCCUGCCAACAUCAAAGCGUUCAUGUCCUCAAAGUUUGACGAUUUUGGCAAGGGUGACGUGACACGGAAGAUUUGGGGUAACAUGCUCGGCGAUACUCAGAUUUUCACAAUUGAUGGAGAAUACUGGCAUAAGAACAAGGAGACUCUGCGUCCACACGUUGGCAAGCUCCGCGCAAAUGACCUCGAGGUCACCGAGAAACACGUUCAAAAGCUUUUUGGACAUUUUUCUGCCGGUAAACCCGUCGAGAUGUACGACUUGAUAGAUUGCUUCCAGCUCGACGUUACGACGGAUGUCUUUUUCGGCGAGUCGGCAUGCUCUCUUACGUCCGAGCCUCCAUUCAGAAAACAAAUGGAUUCGUUGCUUCCCCUGAACACAGCACGCAUGUUAUUUGGGUACAAAGCGCUCUGGUUCUCGGAUACCUGGAUAGCUCCAAAGGCACUCAAGGAAUUGAAUAAAUACACCAAUGGCGUUACAGACAGAGCUUACGCGAGAGACUUGUCCAAGAAGGUACCGGAAGACUACAAUAUGUUGGAUGACUUGGUCAGCCAAAAGAAGAACUACAAAGAGAUCAAAGAGGCGCUGAUGUCUAUUAUGCUUGGUGGAAAGGAUCCCUCCACGAUUCUCAUUACAUGGGCUAUCUACUUGAUGGGAAAGCACCCCAAUGUGAUGAAGAAGAUGCAAGCGGAGGUUGAAAAAGUAUGCGGCACAAGGCUGCCGACGGCCACUGAACUCAAGGAACUGACGUAUGUACGACAUGUAAUCAACGAGACUUUCCGACUCCAUCACCCCUUGGGUCUAAACGUACGAGUGUCGUUUAAAGACACCACUCUGCCAACUGGAGGAGGCAAGAAUGGCAAGGAGCCUCUAGCCAUUCAGAAGGGUACAACUAUCAUCUACUCCCUAAUGGGUAUGCAACGGCGCAAGGAUCUCUACGGCGAAGACGCAGACAUUUUCCGCCCCGAACGCUGGGAGGAAUCCAACAUUAACCGCUGGCACUUUAUUCCAUACAAUCAUGGUCCUCGUAUGUGCAUGGGCCGCAAUUUCGGUCAGCAGCAAAUGGAAUACAUCCUAGCGAGAAUCUGCCAAGAAUUCGAGGAAGUCCGGAUCCCAGGUGGACAGCGUGAGCAACAGAUUAAGAUUGAGCUGAACACUAAGAUGGCACAUCCGUGUAUCUGUGAGAUGGUACCAAAGGCGAAGGCAUAGUUGUGCCACGAAGAUUGUGAUGAAAAUGGCAAGGUAGUAAGUAGCUUUCUUUACUGCUAGGCUUUCCCUUGGAUAUACAGCCAUAUAUGUGGCCUGGUAGUUAGUUUGGAAAAUAUGAUAUGGUAUGUAUGCAUUUUUUUAUUGACGGG